Vespula vulgaris is the source of this 2536-nucleotide messenger RNA. RefSeq names its product zinc finger CCCH domain-containing protein 13-like. Lineage: Eukaryota; Metazoa; Arthropoda; Insecta; Hymenoptera; Vespidae. The coding region runs from base 519 to 1445 and encodes 308 amino acids. The record is from RefSeq and is a predicted model, not a curated record. The transcript is spliced from 2 exons.
GCGACGAAUCAGGAAUUCCAGCAGUCCCUCUCUCUCUCUCUCUCUCUCUCUCUCUCUCUUUCUCUAUUUCUAUCUCUCCGUUGUUGAUUCUACCGAGAAGAGAGAGAAAGAGUGAUAGAUAGAUAGAGAGAGAGAGAGAGAGAGAGAGAGAGAGAGAGGGAGAGAGAUGAAGACAGAGAAACUUUUGCGGUCGUAUCGACGAUAUAUACAUAUGUAUACAUACUUACAUCAAGCGUGCGUCUUAAUUAAUUGUCUGCUCGCGUAAACAUUCCGCGAUAGAGAGGCAUAUAAGGGAAAUAACAACGACGCUUAUACGAGCGAACGAGCGAGCGAGCGAGCGAGCGCCCAGAGAUUAGGACGCGGAAUUAUGAACCGAGUUAAAUCAGACGAGAGAUUACAUCGGUAUGGUUAUCUACCUCGGCUCGGCUCGGUCCCUCCAGUUAUUUGCUACGUUAAGAUAAGAAUUUUCUGGUUAACAUCGAAUAUUUGCUAGACUUACAACCGGUUGUUCUGAAAACAUGAAAAAGAGAAAGAGGAAGAGAAAGAGAAAGAGAAAAAAAGAGAGAAAGAGAAAGAAAAGAAAAGAGAGAGAAAAAAGAAGAGAGAUAGAAAGAAAGAGAGAGAGAGAGAGAGAAAAUCCAAUAAUCCAGUCAUUGGCCGUUCAUCGUCCGUCUCGCAUUCCAAGAGCGACACAAUCGAUAUGUAGCGCGUUACGAUUCGAUGGACCGAUUCGAGGUUAUUCCGUUGAAAGGGAAAAGAGAGGAACGGAGUUCGAAAGAAAGAGGCCAGCCAGCAGGCCAGCCAGCCAGCCAGCCAGCCAGCCAGCGAGCCAGCCAGCCAGCCAGCCAGCCAGCCAGCCAGCCAGCCAGCAAGCGAGCCAGCGAGCCAACAGUCAGCCAAGCAGUCAGCCAGUCAACCGGCCGUCCGAGUGUGAAGGUAUUCGAAACGCGAGCCUCGAAAAGCUCAGGAAAAAUCCCCUAAGGGGUGCUCUGCCAGGACGUGGAAGGAAAAGACCCUUCCGGCGAGGCUGCCACCAAGAUCGCAGGGUGCGACACCUCAUUUCCUUAUCUUUAACAGACCGUUACUCCUCCGUACUCCGUUACUCCUCACCAGGAUACCCGAAACCCCACCUACCUCUUUACUUUAUCCUCUUUCCUCUUUUCUCUUCUUUUAUAGUGUCCUCUCCUUACGGCACUCUUUUUUUCUUUUUUUUUUACGUCGCGAGGGACACCACUCACUUUUUCUCUCACUUCUCUCUCUCUCUCUCUCUCUCUCUCUCUCUCUCUCUCUCUCACUCGUGCGAUGAUCAAGGAAUGUCUCUUUUUUUUUCUUUUUUCUUUUUUUUCGUGAAAGAGACCCUUUCCUUUAAGGUUUUUGCUAAGUGUAACCGAUUUGAUAUUAUCGAUUUCAGAUCAAAGAUCUGUGCUUACGAUAAAAAUGAUUAAUCUUUUGUUACGUUCGUUCGGUUCGGAUAUUAUUUGGAUUUAUGAAUGAAUUGAGCCUUUCAUGAAUGAAAUGAAACGUUGUUUGGUUUACAUUGAAGUCUUCGUUAAACUGGAAUGAAAUAAGUGAAAUAUAGAAAUGAAACGAAUCCUUCGUUAACACUAAAUUUACAAUAGUAUAUCUAUCGAUUGUAUAUCUGUUUCUAUUUUAAUCCGUCAUAUUUUGAUAGGUACAUUAAAAUAUGUAUUUUCCUUCUCCUUUUUUCUCUCCGUUAUAACAUUACUUUAUAUCAUUACAUCAAUCAAAGUCAACAUAAGGAAUAAUAUUUAUGAUAUUUCUAAUUUGAAGCAUGAAAUCUGAAAUCCCCGAAUCGGUGGGUUCCAUAAAUCUAGUAUUAAUAAAAUAAACCAUCGUUUGGGUAUUCAAUCUUCACAUAAAAAAUAUAAACGCAAUUAAUUAUACGCAAAUAAAAUAAAUAAAUAUACUUAAUUUUUAUUAUUUUUUCUUUUUAAUUCCGAUUAAGAUCACUCAAUCGAUUCAAAUCGAUCAAAUGUUAUCGAUAGUAAGAAUGAAAUUGAUCAAAGAUGCGUCGUCAUGAUCUUUCUAUCAUCGUCCAUCUCGUUCGACGUAGUUGAAAAUGCGAAGUAGAGAUAAGGUACGAAUCUUGUCGGGUUCAUCAGCAUAUAAAGUGCAAAGGAACGAAAGCCGAGUGUCACGUACGGAUGCAGUGUCGCGAAGUGUCUGCCUUGGCAAAGGGCAAAAACCAUCAGUCAGAGGGAAGGCCUUCGGAGGGGAUGUCCGUUUGGUGUUCACCCGCUGGCCAAUAACACCCUCUCAACUUACUGCCGGGAUCUAAAGUCGACGCGUCUCGUGAAAAAUGAUCGAGCCUAAAUUGCUUGCUUACAUGAUAAAUAUACUUCUACUACGGUUACAUAUUGCUCUUGCUUGAGACUAAGACCGGACGGACUACUGUCCCUUUAAAUUCAAAAUUUUUUUCUCUUCCUCUCUUUUUUCUUUUCUUUCUUUUCUUUUUCUUUGUUUUUAUUAGAACAAUAUUUCUACUCUACGUAUGCGUACAGAUUUGAACUAUGAA